GACCCUCUUUCGUCACAGCCCACUCAAGACUCCCAAAGUUCUUCGACUUUCCUGGCCUGGUGCCCAAAGGAUUCGAUUUUAUUCAAACUGCAGAUUUCUUCCCCGUUCUUUCCAUUUUAUUGCUUUGUCUUCUUUGAUCAAACGUUGCCCACCUCCGCAUUACCACGAUCGCGGUUUGUAACUCACCCCAUUGUCUGUGAGGGAUUGGAAUAAGCCCUGCUACACACCAUCGGCCCAUGUCUCCAAGCGGCUCACGUAUGAUUGAUCCCAUGCGAGCCUCCACCGGAACGGUGCAGCUCAGCUCCUCUUACGAACCCCCCUCCGCUAGUCGAUCCGCAUACUCGGGCUAUCCGUCCAGCGGGCCUUAUGUGGUGACAGCGUACGACCCCCGAUAUUUUCGGGAAGGAGGAUUAGAAGCCCAGCGGAUUUCUUCCAAAACCUAUCGAGAUGCGGGCCAUUCAACCAAAUUGCGAACCGAGUAUGAAGUUCGUCCAAGACAACGGAGUAAUACUACCUCCGCGGCAGACACCCAUUUGGCUCCUGGUCGGCUUCAUGGCCCCAGAGCCCCUCCUAUCAUAACAUCUAACUACCGCCGUUCUCCUAGCCCUCUUGCUAGCCACGACCAUCAUCCGGUGCAUUCCUCUUCGCCUCGACGCCACCGGCGCCACCCUCUUUCGGUCUCUCAUAUCGAUUAUGCCAGUGAUACAGGAAGGCUGGACCCGAACGAUAGGGCGAUUAUGUCACCGAUAGUUCACAGUGGUUACAGGGAGCACGGCCCCAGUAGACGCUCGCGAUAUCCGCCUACGGGAGGUCUUCGCAAGGGGGAGGACAUUGACGAUUAUGAUGCUUAUUCCUAUACUAAUCCUCGUGAGCAGUUCGAGAAAGACUCGGCUGCGCGGCUUCGACACGAUCGGGGCACAUAUUGGAGGGAAAGGCCCCUAAGUUUGACCGGGAUUGAUGAUCCUCAGUUAGUACCAAGAGGCGGACCCCGAUCGCCAAAACCUCCACCAUCUACAAGAGGUUUCGACAGACUUGAGUGGGACUCGAGGGUACGGCGUCCGAUGCAGGGCUCUGCUGAUAGCGAUAUUGACGUCGCCAGCGCGCACCGGCGGACGGGGCGGCGGAACCCGGUUCAUCUACACCAAGAAGCGGAUGAAGGGUAUUCAUCAUACAGAAGUGAUUACGAAGAUUCUCACCGCCGCCGACAUCGGCAUCGGCGGCACGACAGCAGUCGAAGUAGUCGGCAUCCUUAUGAUAAUGGCGCGUCAAGGAGCUCUAUCGCUAAUGAGCCUGCUUCCCAAGGCACUACUACUGGGCUAGGGACGGCUGUCCUAGGAGGUGUCUAUGAUGACUAUGAAUCUCAACGAGCUGAGCGUCAUCGCUCUUAUGAUCAGGAUACGCGAGAUCGUCAUAGUCGACCACAGGGGCCGUCUAGACGCCAAGUGGACAGUGAUUCUGAUGCGUACACUUCUGACGAGGAGCUGAGGAGACACAGACGCGAGGCGUCAGCUCGCCCGAAAGCUAGCAGAUCUGAUGAUUCUGCAAGCGGCAGCGAACGCCCUCGACGGCGCCGAUCUCACUCACGCCCACGCCCACGGGAUAGCUCUACCACGAAGGAGAUGAUCCAGGCAGAGUGUCAGGAAGACAAAAGGGCAGAAUCUACAGUUUCGAAAGACAGCGAGACCCCGCCAAAAGGAAUCUUAAAGACACCUACAGACAAAUUUCCAGAGGAACCUAACCCUGUACGAGAAGGAGUAGCGCCUCUGAAGGACGCGCACAAGAAAGGCAUUCCUCCCGGAGCGCGAUGGACCAAGAUUGAUCGUCGACUGGUCAAUCCCGCGGCCCUGGAAGCUGGCCGUGAGCGCUUCGAGGAACGGUCGGACUACGUGAUAGUCUUGCGGGUGCUGAGCAAGGAGGAGAUCCAAGCGUAUGCAGUUAGGACGCAAGAGAUACGAGAUGCCCGCUACCGUGAGUAUGUACAGGAGCGACGUCGGAGGCGAGAGGAAGAUAAGCGGCGUGGUCGUGCAGUCGACGACUUCUCAAGCGACGACGAGGAAGAUGACGACGAUUCUCCUGGAGGAGUCGAGGAUAAGCCGGCAGAGCAGCAUAAGCUGGCGGAGUCUGUGAACUCAGCAGGAUAACUGACAACAUUGAUUAUAAAGUUGGCUCUCUUUCUGUCUUUUGCCACCUUCUAAUAUUUUCCUUUCUUUCUUUCUUUCCUUCUUUCUUUCUUUUUCUUUGCUUUUCUUUUUCUUUGCUUUUCUUUUCUUCUCUUUUCCCUUUCAGUUUCAUCUACGCUCAGCAAUCCGAUUGUUCGGAUCUGCACCGUAGUGUACACAUAUGAAGUCAUGUGCUCAUUUCUUGGAUGUAUAAUGGGUUGUCGACGAUUACAAUAUGAAUUUAGCGUGCAGAUGAAUUGUUGAUCAUGAUGUGGUUCAGUGUUCAUGUGGAAAGCGAAGCG
Aspergillus pseudotamarii is the source of this 2461-nucleotide messenger RNA. RefSeq lists its product as uncharacterized. Lineage: Eukaryota; Fungi; Ascomycota; Eurotiomycetes; Eurotiales; Aspergillaceae. The record is from RefSeq and is a predicted model, not a curated record. The coding region runs from base 237 to 2141 and encodes 634 amino acids. The transcript is spliced from 4 exons.